UGCACAGAAGGGGAUGAAAUAUGUAUUAGUAUGGACAAAACCAAAUCAUGAACCAAUAAUAUCUUGGGGUCGAGGACAACGGGAGUUUAUUAAACAUAAGUGUAAAGUCAACAGUUGCUACGUAACCCCAAACAGAUUGCUACUACCGAGCAUCUCACAGUUUGAUGCAGUUGCGUUUCAUGGCCCUGAAAUAAAAAGAAAAUACGUGCCAAGCCCAAAAGUACGGAGUCCGCAUCAAAAAUACGUGUUCGUCAGCAAGGAGUCAUCGCAUUACUACCCGAUUUGUGACGAGAGAUACGAUGGGUUUUUCAAUUGGACUUGGACUUACAGGUUGGAUUCUGACGAAUUUUACGGAUACGUAACCAUUAGAAACAUUACGGGCGAUAUCAUUGGCCCGAAUAAAAAUAUGCACUGGAUAAAACUGGAUGCCAUGCAACCAAUCGAUAAAGAGACAAAAGUUCUGUUGAAGAAAAAAAACAAGACCGCUGCCUGGUUUGUUUCAAACUGCAAUAGUUUAAGUAAAAGAGAAGAAUUCGUCAUUAAGCUGCAAUAUGAAUUAAAAAGAUACGGUUUGGGGAUAGACAUUUUCGGCAGAUGUACUUGGGCAUCGAAAAAAUGUCCAAGGAGAAGAAUGAAUGAGUGCUUGAAGAUGGUUCAAAAGAAGUACUAUUUUUAUCUCUCCUUUGAGAAUUCGUUUAGCGAAGACUACGUGACAGAGAAGUUGCUGACGGCGCUUCAGAAUUACGCGGUGCCGGUGGUGUUCGGAGACGCUAACUACACACGAUUCAUGCCAGAUGGAAUCUACUUGCACGGGGGUAAACUAAAGCCGCCCGACUUGGCGAAAGAAAUGAAUGAUAUCAUAAAAGACAAAGACAGGUACUACAGUUUCUUCAAGUGGCGUAAUCAUUAUUCUUACCACACGAAUGACGAGGCGCCAGAUUCUGAUGACCUGUGCAGAAUGUGCGAGAUGCUUCACGACAAGACUCUCGUGAAGAAGGAAACUGUGUACACGGAUUUCAGAAAAUGGUGGAACGUUCCAGGAGAAUGCUCAACAAUAUUUAGCUUUUUAAAAGCGUACUUUUAACAUGCA
Messenger RNA from Cydia amplana, 1090 nucleotides. Its product is annotated as alpha-(1,3)-fucosyltransferase C-like. The coding region runs from base 14 to 1084 and encodes 356 amino acids. The transcript has 3 exons. Gene Ontology annotation, molecular function: fucosyltransferase activity. NCBI's taxonomy places the organism in Eukaryota, Metazoa, Arthropoda, Insecta, Lepidoptera, Tortricidae. The record is from RefSeq and is a predicted model, not a curated record. Gene Ontology annotation, cellular component: membrane.